Messenger RNA from Polyodon spathula (Mississippi paddlefish), 4110 nucleotides. RefSeq names its product zinc finger CCHC domain-containing protein 2-like. The coding region runs from base 166 to 3342 and encodes 1058 amino acids. The record is from RefSeq and is a predicted model, not a curated record. Lineage: Eukaryota; Metazoa; Chordata; Actinopteri; Acipenseriformes; Polyodontidae. Gene Ontology annotation, molecular function: phosphatidylinositol binding; zinc ion binding; nucleic acid binding. The transcript has 13 exons.
AGAUUGACUAAACUACAGCCAUAACGGCGAGUGUCACUGUGAUUGUUAAAAAUACCGUAUACAACUUUACAGUCAGUUUUGAGAUAAAAACCAACGAGCCAUUAUCAACAAACAAUGUAUUUUCAUACCUGACCUCAGUUUAUUCUCUUUUCUGCAGAGCUGAUAAUGCUUAAAAUGAAGCUGCCCAUGAAAUCGCCGAUGGAAGGAGGAGAUAAAACGACCGAGGACGAGCUUGAAGAAAACUCUGAAUGCAAUCUCCAUAUUCCCGGUUCUAGUUACCAGACGUCAACUGACACCAACAGGUUUAUAGAUUCUCAGAGCGGACUGCGGUACUCUCUAAAUAAAGAGGCGGUGUACGAGUGGUUCGGCUUGUACCUAAGCCCGGCCAAGCGGAUUGAGUUUAUGUGUGGACUGCUUCAUAUGUGUCAGCCGCUAGAGUUACGUUUUCUGGGCUCUUGCCUUGAGGAUCUUGCACGAAAAGAUUUCCACAUCCUCAGAGACUCAGAAAUAAGAGCAAAUGGACCGAACGAUCUGAGCUUAUUGACUGAUGUCAGUGACCCUGUGAUCCGGUCCAAACUUCUCGUUUGUAUGUCCCUGUUGAGGUCUGAGAACAGCGAGUGUGCUGGGAUACUGUUCCGUAUCCUGAGCCAUGUGGAUUCCUCCUUCAACUUCAAGAGCUAUGGCUUACCUGUCACUUCGUAUACAGACCCGCAACAUCAUCACCAUCAUCAUCGGUGUGGUGAUGGAGAGGAGCCCGGGGGAUCGUUGCAUGGUUGCAGGCCGCCAAUGGAGGUAGAGGCCGGUGUCCAGCAGCAGCUGAAGCUGCUUUUCACCAUGGCCUCCUUGCACCCAGCUUUCCCUUUUCACCAGAGAGAGAGUCUGAGAAUGCACUUGGAUAAGAUUGAGGGAUCUUUCGAAGAAGGGAGACCACAUUAUCAUCACAAUAAUACUCGGCAGAAUAACGUUCAACCAAAUGAUUGCUUUGCUCCCAGUACUGACAACCUGUUUGAAAGAACUGCAUCUACUUGGGGAAAUCAGACUGCCUCUAGGAAAGCACAGAGAGAAGCAGUACACAUAGAGACGAUUGUGCUGAAAGGAGUGUCACGAAGUAGGAUAGACAGAUGCUUGGAGUACACAUUUGAGGUCAAGUGGUCUAAUUUGUCGCUGAGCUCCGUAACAAAAACACACCAAGAACUUGAAGACUUUUUAUUAAAGCUACCAAAAGAGGUUUCCACUGAAUCGUUUGAAAGAGGCAUUUUAAGAUUGCUGAACCAAGGCGACAAAUGGGGACAUGGGGACCUGGAGCAGACCUUAAUGGAUGCAUUUCUCACAGCGCCACAAGCUUUCCGGCAAAGAGAUAAGGUCUGUCUUUUCUUCCUUUCCAACUCAACAGACCCAGGCCAUAGCCACAGUAUGGAGCCGCACGUGGCAAGUCUUCCUAAGAAAUAUGCUGGAAAAAACCCCAGCCUCAACGUUCUGGGUAGCAAGGGUUCUCAGAUGGAGGGACUGAGGGCCCAGCACUUGAACCACAAUGAAGUUCUAGAUUGGGGGAAGAAAAGUUGCUCUUUAACACACAACCGAGAGCACUGCAAGCCAGCUUCUGAUCAGCAUCUAAGUGAAGAUAAAUUGAGUUUCCAUCCUGGCAGCAAGAAGAAAGUGAAAUAUGCGACUGACCGAGAGAAGGGGAAGAAAGUGGACAGCAGAAUAAGCUACAUCACCAAUGGUAUCCUGGGACCUGUGCAAUCAGAGUCUGGGAAAGAUCCCAGGCUGGAUGCUGGCUCGGGUCCAGACACCUGUGGAGAGACAUCCUCUGAGAGCUACAGCUCCCCCUCCAGCCCAAGGCACGAUGACAGAGAGAGCUUUGAAAGCGAGGACGAGAAGGACAAGGAUACUGACAGUAACUCUGAAGACUCUGGCAAUGCAAAGGGUGCAGCUUCUGUUGAGGGAAGGUCUGUUGCCCCAGCUGUGUUCCUGAAGGAUGCUGUCUUGCAGCCAGAGAACCCCCUGUGCACCUCCAAGUUCACGCAGCUGUCUUUCAUGCCGCCCAUCCAGUGCAUGAUCCAGCACGGUGCUCUCAAGCCCGAAGGAAUGGUCCCUCCACAGACAGUAGACGGCAAGCCUAUGGGCUUGAUGGUGACCGUGCCCCCUGCUCUUCCUUGCAUGAGGGAGCCCAUGGUAAGCCCUGCAGCAGCCAGAGACUUAGAGAAGCAGCACCUAGAUACCAUAUCUCUCCCAUCUGCCUUAAGACCUUCCCAGCCGCAGCAACCAGGCAGCCCAGCUGUCCACCCCCUAAUUGAGCGCUUCAAAAUAACUGCCCCGCACAUCUGCCAGAGCUCAGAGAACUGCAUCACUACCCAGCAUCAGCCAGCAGUGGGUGCCAUCAAUUUGAUAUCCCCUAACUCAGCCUACAUGUCCACCCUGAAGACAGCCGGACGAUAUCCGAGCGGAGAGCCAAUGAGGUCAGGCCUGCCCCCCGCAAUGCCCCUCACUGAGCCUAUACAAACCCACAACAAGCCUCUAUCAUUGUCCUUGCCCACAGGCCUGCCAGCUCCACUGCCGUCCUUUGGCCUGCCAGUCUCCAGGUCCUCCCCAGGAGCUGCGGGCACUCCUCCUCCUGCUCAUCCCCAGGCAGUUGGCCAAGUUCAGGCCAUGGUGCCUCCAGCUGUUCCCACUCACACCCCGGGACCUGUGCCUAGCCCCAGCCCGGCUGUCACCCACAGUACAGCUCAGAGUGACAGCACUUGCUACAUUGACAGUAGCGGGAGCUCUGCCGGACCCCAUCAGCCACCACAGCAGCCGCAGCCGCAUCCCCCUCCGCAACAGCUGGGAUGUGGGGCUUGCGGGUGCCGGGGCAGCUGCGGAAGCAACCACCCACCCAGCUUCUUCUUCACCCCCCAGCUGCAUCGGCAGCUCUACAGCGUCCAGCCGCUCUUCCACCUAACGACCCUGUGCAACAGCAGCUACCUCAACCAGGCGCACCAGAGCAACGGUGCAACACAGCUGCCUUUCUUCCCACCUGCUCACUCGCCCUACCCUAAUGGCCCCUUGCUGCACGCACACACAGACCACAUGCUUGGCAACCAGGCCAACUAUGGCCUCCAGCAGAUGGCUGCUUUCGGUCGCUUCUACCCACUGAUGUAUCAGACGGUUAGCAUGAUGCCAAAUGCUGCCAGCGGGGCAGCAGUGAAGAAGAACGGGAACAUCUCCUGCUACAACUGCGGGGCCAGUGGACACUACGCACAGGACUGCAAGCAACCAUCAGUAGAGGCAAGCCAACAAGGUGGCUUUCGCCUUAAGUUUGCUCCUCCAUCUCAUCCUGAGACUCUAGACUCUGCAGACUAAAACAGCUGGACACCACAAAGGCGCUUUAUUCUUUCUUAAUAAAGAUUAGUUUCCUGAGAGCCAGUGUUUUAAGAUUUUUCAACCUCUUCAGGGGAGUGGUUUAGUUAAUCUGAGAACGUGUGCCUAAAACUCAUCUUUAUCACAGGUGAGGGAAACAAUCAGUUACAAAGAGCAUAAUGUUGAUCUCUAGUUUUGCACUGAAGACUCGCAAGAAGCACUUGCAAUGUUUACUGAAUUAUUUCUUAAUUAAGUACCACCAUGUCACUUAAAAGAUUUUUGGUAACAUUGAAAAGAUUGGUUGUCAUUUUGCAUAGGUAAUGUGUUUAUGCUUUCUUUUCUGUGUUAGAUGCAGAAAGUUGAAGCUUUCUAUUACAAGACUUGCUUAGUCUUUUUUUGUAACAAUACAUUGAAAAUCUGAUUUUAGAGUCUGUGCCUAUAUUUACCUUGUUGGAGCAAACGUUUAAAAAAGAAAGGAAAAAAGCUUUAAAAAGGAUAUGAAUUUUGUAAAUGGAAAGAAAUGUGUUUUAAGUAUUGUGUUAGAGCAGCUAAUUAACAAACAUCUAAUUUUUAUAUUUAUUUGAAAUCUUAAUUUAAAAAGAACAAAUAGUGUGAAUGUUGUAUAAAAUGUUCUGUUUAUAUGAAAACAUGCAAGAAGCCACAGUAAAUUCUUAAAAUACAUGUCUGGUUUUAGUGUCAUAUUAUUAUUAUUAUUCUAUUAUAUUAUUAUUCUUAUUAUUUUUCCCCAAAACAAAAAUCUAGAUUAUUGCA